Coffea arabica (coffee) is the source of this 4998-nucleotide messenger RNA. The record is from RefSeq and is a predicted model, not a curated record. NCBI's taxonomy places the organism in Eukaryota, Viridiplantae, Streptophyta, Magnoliopsida, Gentianales, Rubiaceae.
UGUCUUUCUUCGUUUCUCACCAUUGUAUUGUAGUCCUCAGCUCAGCUCAGCUAACCCUUUCACCACUCUCUCUCUCUCUCUCUCUCUCCUCUCUCUCCCGCAGAUUCUUUGACAGUUUCACUAAACCCCACCUCCACCCCCAGCUUCCCCCCCUUUCCUUCCUCUCCACACCCCCAUUGCUACCAUCCCACUUUCUCUCGUCCUUUCAUUGGUUCCUCCCACCUCGGAAACUAUUAAGAAAACAUAAAAAACAAGAAAGAAAACCAGCAUCACCACCGGAUCACUGCCGGAGUCCUCCAUGGACCACCGGCAACAGCCACCCUCUUCUCCUCCACCUCCAGCCACCUUCCCCGGCUGAAUGCAAAAACCCCCCCCAUGUCAAAGCUACAUCAUCCCUGAGUUAACAACCCUUCAUCAGCAAUUCGUACCGAUUUCUCUUCUUCUUUAGCACUUUCAAAAACCUUUGCACCACUUAAUUUACUCGGAAAAACAAAACCUUUAAAAAAAAAAAAAAACUACUACCAUUUUUCCCACAUAGUAAUACACGUUCAAAACACACACACACACAGAGUUGGGAGUGGAAGCUGGAAAGCGAGAAAUAAUAUUAAUGGCUGCAGCAACCAACACUAACACGCAGGCAGCUCUGGAAUCAACAACAACAGCAACAGCAACGGCCACCUCGGCAUCCCUAUCAGCUGAUGAACUGACAGCCAAGGCAGUUCACAAGAGAUAUGAAGGUUUGGUGAUGGUACGGACGAAAGCUGUAAAGGGCAAAGGGGCUUGGUACUGGGCUCAUCUCGAGCCUAUUUUGGUUCACAAUUCUGAUACUGGUUUGCCUAAGGCUGUCAAGCUCAGGUGUUCCCUCUGUGAAGCUGUUUUUUCCGCAUCUAACCCUUCAAGAACUGCCUCUGAGCAUCUCAAGAGGGGUACUUGUCCCAAUUUUAGUACUGCUGUCAAGUCCAUUUCUUCUAUGCCCUCCUCAUCCACUCCUACUGUCAAUUUCAUGUCCUCAUCGCCUCCUUCUUCCUCCCAAGUACAACAGCCACACCACAACCACCGCAAGCGUAGCGCUGGUGGAGGCCGUGGUGGUGCUGUAAAUAUUGGCUUGUCGCCGUCGAGCGCUACUCCUACCUCGAGCGCUUAUCAAGUUCCACCAUUGGCUAUUGUUGAUCCUUCGAGAUUUGCAGUCGAGUUGGCAUACCCGCCUAUAACUAGUACUGUUGUCGUCACUGCUGCUGCUGCUGCUGCUAGUAGUAGCGGCGGUGGUGGAGGUGCCAUGUUUGCUGCUGCUUCUCAACAACAACAUCAACAUCAGCAGCAUUUGAUGUUGUCAGGUGGGAAAGAGGAUUUGGGAGCAUUGGCCAGGUUGAAGGAUGAUGUGAAGAGGCUGAAGAGUCCUAAAACAUCGCAUGGUCCGGCAUUGAGCAAGAACCAAAUUGAUUCUGCACUUGACUAUCUUGCUGAUUGGGUGUAUGAGUGUUGUGGGACAGUGUCAUUUUCAAGUCUUGAGCAUCCUAAAUUUAAGGCAUUUCUUAACCAGGUUGGACUGCCUGCAAUUUCAGGGAGGGACUUUUCCGGGUCCAGAUUGGAUAACAAGUAUGAGGAAGCUAGGGCCGAGUCUGAGGCCAAAAUUAGGGAUGCCAUGUUUUUCCAGAUUGCUUCUGAUGGUUGGAAGUCGAGGAAUUAUGGGUAUGUGGGAGAGGAGAAUUUAGCGAAUUUGGCUGUCAAUCUUCCCAAUGGGACCAGUGUGUUUAGGAGGGCAGUGUUUACCAGUGGUUUUGUGCCCUCAAAGUAUGCAGAGGAAGUGUUAUGGGACACUGUCACAGAAAUUUGUGGGAAUAACGUGCAACAAUGUGCGGGCAUUGUCGCUGACAAGUUUAAGGCCAAGGCAUUGAGAAAUUUAGAAAACCAAAAUCACUGGAUGGUAAAUCUUUCUUGUCAGUAUCAAGGGUUCUGUAGUUUGAUUAAGGACUUGAGCAAAGAGCUUCCGUUGUUCAAGAAUGUGACUGAGAAUUGUUUAAAACUUGCAAAUUUCGUCAAUAGUAAGUCUCAGAUAAGGAACAGCUUUCAUAAGUAUCAGUUGCAAGAGUAUGGACAUGCUGGAUUACUGAGAGUACCUUUGCGUGGCUUUGAGGGUUCGGAUUUUGGGCCUGUUUACACUAUGGUGGAGGAUAUUUUGAGUUAUGCACGGGCACUUCAGUUGGUAAUACAUGAUGAGUCGUAUAAGAUUGUUUCGAUGGAGGAACCAAUUGCUAGUGAUAUUGAAGAGAUGAUGAGGAAUCCGCACUUUUGGAAUGAAUUGGAAGCUGUACAUUCAUUGGUAAAACUGAUCAAGGUCAUGGCGCAGGAUAUUGAGACAGAGAAGCCAAGAGUUGGACAAUGCCUUCCUCUUUGGGAGGAACUUAAGUUGAAGGUCAAAGAAUGGUGUUCUAAGUUUCAUAUUGCUGAAGGGCUUGUGGAGAAAAUAAUUGAAAGGAGAUUUAAAAAGAACUAUCAUCCGGCCUGGGCUGCUGCAUUCAUUUUGGAUCCUCUGUAUUUGAUCAGGGACACUAGUGGGAAGUACUUGCCACCUUUCAAAUGCUUGACACCAGAGCAAGAGAAGGAUGUUGAUAAACUCAUUACCAGGCUUGUAUCUAGGGAGGAAGCUCACAUUGCAUUGAUGGAGCUCAUGAAAUGGAGAACAGAAGGACUUGAUUCUGUUUAUGCCCAAGCUGUACAGUUGAGACAGAAGGAUCCUAACACGGGGAAGAUGAAAAUUGCCAAUCCGCAAAGUAGUAGGCUUGUAUGGGAAACUUAUCUUACAGAGUUCAAGUCCUUGGGGAAAGUUGCAGUCAGACUGAUUUUCCUUCAUGCGACGUCCUGUGGGUUCAGAUGCAAUUGGUCUUUAUUGAAAUGGAUGAGUGCUCAUUCCCAUUCAAGGGUAGGCAUGGACAGGGCUCAGAAGUUGAUCUUCAUUGCAGCUCAUUCAAAGCUUGAGAGGCGGGAUUUUUCCAGUGAAGAAGAUAGGGAUGCAGAGCUCUUUGCUUUGGCUAACGGUGAGGACGAUGUGCUCAAUGAUGUUUUUGUUGAUACUUCCUCUGUGUAACAUUCAUUGUUUCUUCUCUUUUCUAUCAUUCUAAAUUUUCUAGAAUUUUUAAUUAAUUCUUUCUACAACUCGGUAGUCCUACUUUUGUUUCUUUAAGAAGAUUUCGGCGCAGUUGGUUGAAAGAGAGGAGGAUAUUAUUUGAUGUUAUCAGCAAUUCCUUAUGGAGGGUAACUUCUUGUUUGUAAAGAUAAGUCAUGAAUAGAGUUUGCAGGAUAGAAAGGAUGAUGUAACAUUUUUGUUCCUUCAUUAAUUUGGAAUGAAAACCAUUUAUAGCGAAUUUCUUUCUUUUUGCCAUGUGUUUUAGAUCAAACCUUAUUGUCUUCAUAAAAUUUAUUACUUGUUCAUUUUGUGCUGUUUAUGUUUCUCUUCAGCAUUGAUGAACUCUCUCUCCUUGAUUUGGCUUCUUGUCAAAAAUUUCUGAUCUGCUUUCCUACCUCUUUUGUGCUUUGCACUUCAGCUGCAGCUGAAACCUAUUUACGCUCUUAUGAGCUUUAGACUGGACAGAGCACUUUUUUUGGAACGAGUAGCUUCAUAAAACUUGAUAUUUACCCAGCCAUAUUUUGCUGUCUUUUAAGUUUGUGCCAGAAAUGUUUCUGUCAGAAAAAUUGCAAGAUCACUGAGUUCUUAACCCCUCAAUCCUUCCUUAUUUUGAAAGGUGUUAGACCUCUUCUGCUAAGUAAUCUUGUAUUCAAUACAACACCUUUUCAAGUUCGUCUCUGUUUCUGGUAGUUCAAGAUCACAAUUCCUGCUAUUUUGAGAAAGUCUCAGAAUCCCUCAAUCCAACGGGUUAAUUUUCCUAUUUAAUGAUGACACUCUUAAACGAACUUGCGUCAAUUCUCUUGAUGUCCAUCCUAAAAGGGUCAUCCAGAUUGAAGGUAAGUAUUAGCUAUAGUCUUUCUUCCCAUUCCAGUUUCCCGUGCCAUCAUGGAAUAGGGAACCAGUUUCCUGCAAAUCUAACACCACUCCGAGCAAGUGAUGGUUUUCUGGACAAAGGAGGAAGGCAAGGAACUGUAAUACAACUGUAAUAUUGGAAGCAUUUGCUGGGGACAAUUUCAGACCAGAGAGACCGCCAUAGGAUGCCUGGUUGGUAGUGAAACGGUGAGAUCAUGAUUUAAAAGGAGAAUUUCACGUAGAGGAUCCAAGAAAGGGUAUGAUUUGAGUUUCACGGUGUUCUUCUAAAAAGGCCAGAGUGCACUGGAUCCAUGUGGUGGCAAAACAAAAAUUUGCAACUAGGGUCAACCUAUCAGACUUGCUAUUUCAUGAUUUCCUAUGAACUUCCAGCUUUGACAAGGCUGGAGCCCCACAGGAAAAGCAGUGCAGUGGAAGUCGAUUUCCAAUUUUUGGUGGUUAUGGUCCUUAUGGGGAGAGAGAGAAAAAGGGCUCUUAAGUUAAAUCAUCUUUGGUUAACCUCUCUUUUAAACAUUUCAAAGCUUGUGAUGUUCAUGCAGAGUCAUCGGAUGAUGCUCCCCAUGAUUGCUGAAAAGGUUGUGAGAGGACCCAAAGCAGAAGAAGCUGUCGGCAUGAAGCAAUACGGAAGAUGCUUGAUAGUGAUUUGGCAACAAAGGGUAACUAAUUUUGCUGGUUCCAGAUAGCUUUGAGAAACAAAGAAUCAUCAUUAUUCGGGAGAAACAAAAAAAAAAAAAGGGGUUGUUGCUGUUGUCACCUUUCGAAAGAGUUGGUUCAUUUAAUAUUGAAAUUUAUUGGUUGAAAGAUCUUCGCAUUUCAUAGUCAAUGCUAGAAGCAGGGAUGCACAGACGUAUGCUGUUGUUAUGUUUUUGGUAUGGCUGGCUAGAAUGUUUUACGAAAAGAAAAUUGCUGAUGCUAUUUCAUACUCCUCUAUCACCAUGGAACCUUUUGGUUCAUUAAUUAAGGUUGUGAGAACUAUAGCAUAAUAGAACCACAACUUCACAAAA